CCAGCACAGCCAGACAGUUCAAUCCAAGUCAAGUCAGUGACCGGUUGGUGAAGAUUUGUGUGGCUUGCGGAUGUCGUCUGUACGCGAAUGUACUUUGGGUGGAAAUUUUAAGGGUGUUUAAUUGAUCUGACUAGUGGGAGUGCAAUAAAUUUAAACGAUUCAGAGGAUGUUAUCACCGAUUGUUCAGUUGCGGAGUACAACUGCGCUUUCGAGCGUGAUUACUGCUCGAAAAUGUUCAGCUGAUAGCCAGAAAACCCCACGCCCGUUCAACGAGAUGCCCGGUCCACGUGGUCCAUUCGGAUUAGGAAACUUAUACCAAUACCUUCCAGGAAUCGGCAAGUACAGCUUCGACGCGCUGCACGAGUCCGGCGCCGACAAGUACGCCCGCUGGGGACCAAUUGUCCGCGAGACCAUGGUUCCCGGCCAGGACAUCGUUUGGCUUUACGAUCCGGCCGACAUCGCCACUGUACUGAAUGACAAAACGCCCGGAAUUUACCCGUCGCGACGCAGCCACACCGCCCUUGCCAAGUACCGGAAGGAUCGGCCGAACGUGUAUCGUACCGCUGGACUGCUGCCCACAAACGGAAUCGACUGGUGGAAGAUCCGGUCAGAGCUGCAAAAGGGCCUGAGCUCACCGCAGAGCGUCCGGAAUUUUCUCCCGUUGACGGACCAGGUCACGAAGGAAUUUGUAGCCAGCGUGAAGCAGACAGAGAGCAAGGAUUCCGUUCCGGAUUUUAUGCCCGGAAUAUCUCGGUUGAACCUCGAGUUAAUCUGCCUGUUAGCGUUCGACGUCCGGUUGGACAGCUUCUCCGAAGCGGAAUUGCGACCAGAUUCCGUCUCUUCCCGGCUAAUGAACGCGGCGGAAGUGACAAACGAUAGCAUACUACCAACCGAUCAGGGCUUCCAGCUUUGGAGAUUUUUCGAAACACGUGCCUACCGGAAGCUUCGCAAGUCGCAAGAGUUUAUGGAAAAGACCGCCAUCGACUUGGUGUCGCAAAAGUUGCUGUACUUUGACGAAGAUCGCCAGAAGUUAGCAUCCGGGCAGCACAAGUCCCGCUCACUGUUGGAGGAAUACCUGCGAAAUCCGGCACUAGAUUUGCACGAUAUUAUCGGGAUGGCUGCGGAUCUGUUGCUAGCGGGAGUUCAUACGAGUGCCUAUACGACGUCGUUUGCCCUGUAUCAUUUGUGCCAUAAUCCGGAAGCGCAGGAGAAGCUGUUCCGGGAAGCUUGUAAGAUUCUGCCCGAUCCGUGGGAGAACUGCGUGGAGGCAGCCGCACUGAAUUCCGAAGCCUCCUACUGCCGCGCGGUCCUCAAGGAAUCCCUCCGACUGAACCCGAUCUCCGUCGGCGUCGGCCGUAUCCUGAACAAGGACGCCACCCUGGGCGGCUACCACGUGCCCAAGGGAACCGUCGUGGUCACCCAGAACAUGAUCGCAAGCCGGCAGGCGAAAUACUUUAGCAAUCCCGACCAGUUCGUGCCGGAACGGUGGAUGCGGGACAGCCGCGAGCAGGUCAACCCGUACCUGGUGCUCCCGUUUGGCCACGGCAUGAGGGCGUGCAUUGCGCGGCGAAUGGCCGAGCAGAACAUUCUGGUGCUGCUGCUGAGGUUGAUUCGAUCGUUCGAAAUCGAGUGGGCCGGACGAAUACCAAUGGACGUGGAGACGAAACUGAUCAAUCAACCAGAUCAACCGAUAAGAGUCAAGUUCCGAGCACGGAAGGCAUGAUUGUGAAGAUUAUAAUAAAGUGUCAUCAUCGUUUUAAAUUAUCAAACAGUUUGAC
This is a messenger RNA of Culex quinquefasciatus (southern house mosquito), 1778 nucleotides long. It is a transcript of the gene dib, whose product is annotated as cytochrome P450 302a1, mitochondrial. Bases 167 to 1723 code for a protein of 518 amino acids. The record is from RefSeq and is a predicted model, not a curated record. Lineage: Eukaryota; Metazoa; Arthropoda; Insecta; Diptera; Culicidae. Gene Ontology annotation, molecular function: monooxygenase activity; iron ion binding; oxidoreductase activity, acting on paired donors, with incorporation or reduction of molecular oxygen. The transcript has 7 exons.